Messenger RNA from Drosophila busckii, 3267 nucleotides. It is a transcript of the gene Sap-r, whose product is annotated as prosaposin. The coding region runs from base 108 to 2924 and encodes 938 amino acids. NCBI's taxonomy places the organism in Eukaryota, Metazoa, Arthropoda, Insecta, Diptera, Drosophilidae. The record is from RefSeq and is a predicted model, not a curated record. Gene Ontology annotation, biological process: sphingolipid metabolic process. The transcript has 7 exons. Gene Ontology annotation, cellular component: lysosome.
CAUUAAUCAUCUAAAAUUCAUUCGGUGCAGUUGCAGUAAAGUUGCAGUGCAAACAAAAAAAGUUUAAUUUAAACAGGUGUUGUGCUUAUCAAAAACAAAAACGUAAGAUGCGCGGGACGGGCCUUGUGGCCACUUUGGCCGUGUUUGUUGUUUACGGCGUUUGCGUUUCCUCCACGCCCAUAACAGGGCAGAAGCAGCUGGGCUCUACCAAAUGCACUUGGGGCCCAUCCUACUGGUGUGACAAUUUAAGCAAUUCCAAGGAGUGCAGAGCCACACGCCAUUGCAUACAGACAAUUUGGGAGAAGCGUGCAGUGCCCGUUGACAAUGACUCGAUUUGUCAGAUAUGCAAGGAUAUGGUUACGCAGGCGCGCGAUCAGCUGCGCAGCAACGAGACCGAGGAGGAACUGAAGGAGGUGUUUGAAGGCUCCUGCAAGCUUAUACCCAUUAAGCUGGUGCAAAAGGAAUGCAUUACAAUGGCCGAUAACUUUAUACCCGAGCUGGUCGAGGCGCUGUCCUCGCAAAUGAACCCAGAUCAAGUAUGCUCCGUUGCCGGUCUGUGCAAUAGCGCCAAGAUCGAUGAGCUGCUGCGUCUGACCUACCAAGCAGCGCUCGACGGCACGCUGAAGGAAGAGCAGGUGGCUACGGAUGAGGCCAAGCCUAAGCAAGAAACAGCAGUUGGACCAUUGAAGCUGUCCUGCGGCAACUGCGAUUUGCUGACGAAAAAGAUGCAACAAAAGUUCCAGGCUACUGACCGCGAUAACAUGGUUGAGCAACUGUUGCAUGUGUGCGGCGGUCUGUCCAGCUUCUCGGAUGCCUGCGCCAGUAUGGUGCUGACCUAUUUCAAUGAGAUGUAUGAGCAUGUGAGCCAGCAUUUGAACACUAAUGGACUUUGCCAUUUGUCUGGUGUUUGUGCUGCGCGCUAUCAUCAGCAUGAGGAGGAUGUUAAGGAAGUGGAGACGCUGACCACUUUGGAUGGCGUCAGCGACGAUAUACCCUGUGCCUUGUGUGAGCAGCUGGUCAAGCAUUUGCGUGAUGUGCUCGUUGCCAACACCACCGAAACGGAGUUCAAGCAAGUACUCGAAGGUUUCUGCAAGCAGUCGCGUGGUUUCAAGGAUGAAUGCAUCAGCAUUGUGGAGCAAUACUAUCAUGUCAUCUACAGCACGUUGGUUAACAAUCUGGAUGCCAAUGGCACCUGUUUCCUCAUUGGUGUUUGCCCCAAGGGCUUGGAUCUGGCCUUCAAUAGGCCCAUCAUGCCGCUGCUGCCUGUGCUGGCUCCUGCCAAGAUUGAGGUGACCAUCAAGAAGCUGGGCGCUGAUGAGCCCAAGUACAGCAAACAGGAAAUCAACAACAUGCAGCUGCCUAUUGAUCAUCUGAUGGGCGCUCAGAAUCCCAGCCAGCUUGUGCAGGGCGGCGAGAUGUGCACCAUUUGCGAGUACCUGCUGCACUUCAUACAGGAGUCACUAGCGACACCAGCAACCGAUGAUGAGAUCAAGCAUGUGGUGGAAAAUGUUUGCGCUAAGCUGCCAAAGGGCGUUGCCGGUCAGUGCCGCAACUUUGUGGAAAUGUAUGGCGAUGCAGUGAUUGCGCUGCUUAUACAGGGUCUGAAUCCUCGCGAGGUUUGCCCCAUGAUGCAAAUGUGCCCACACAACAUUGAAAAGAAGGAGGAUAUUGAGAUAGUGCAUCCAGUGCCAAUUUAUGGUGAUGAACAGGACAAACCCACUUGCCCACUCUGCUUGUUUGCUGUUGAGCAGGCGCAGGCCAAGAUUCGCAACGACAAGUCCAAGGAGAAUAUCAAGCAUGUGCUAGAUGGUCUUUGCGGACAUCUGCCUGCCAAGCUGCGCACCGAGUGCGUGGACUUUGUGGACACCUACUCCAAUGAGCUGAUUGAUAUGCUCAUUACAGACUUCAAGCCGGAAGAGAUUUGUGUGCAGCUGAAACUCUGCCCCAAGGCCAAGGACUAUCUGGAUGAGCUGGGCAUUGCCUUGACAGGCACUGGCGAAGACAGUGACAGCGAGAGCGCCAAUGAAAUCGAUUCAGGCGAGGAUUCAGUUGAGAUUGAAUUUGCCAAGGACUAUGCAGUCACACCCAACUGUCUGCUCUGCGAGGAAGUGAUCAAGACUGUGGAGAAGAAGAUUGGCAAGCAUAGCACCAAGGCGGAGAUUAAGGAUGCUCUGGAACAUUCGUGCGAGAAACUGAAGAAGCCACUGGCUCACAAAUGUCAUGCGUUUAUUGACAAGCAUGGCGAUCAGAUUGCUGAUAUCUUACUCAGAGAAAUGGAGCCCAAGGUGAUUUGCACUGAGCUUGGCAUGUGCCUGGCCGGCGAGCAGGAUGAUUUGGAAAUUGAUGAAGCGAUGAAAUACGAUGUAGUUGUUAUGCCCAAGGACCCACCCACUUGUGUGCUGUGUGAAUUCGUCAUGACCAAGCUGGAGGCCGAGCUGCAAAACAAAACCGAACAGGAUGACAUCAAGAAGGCCAUACGCAAUGUAUGCAAUCAUCUGCCCGCCACUGUGCGCAAGCAAUGCGAUUCAUUUGUAGAUGGCUACGCCUCGGCUAUUAUCAGUCUGAUCAGCAAGGUGCCACCCAAGCAGGUGUGUCAGAAGCUGCAGCUCUGCUUCAGCCAGGCUGUCAACGAUGAAGUUGUGGAGUGCGGCGUCUGCCAUGGCGUCUCAAAGGCAUUGCUGCCAUAUUUCCGCGCAACAACUGAGCACAGCGAUGUGAGCGUGCAGGAUAUGAUCUCCACGGCGUGCGAGAACUUGCCAGCCAAGUACUACAGUAUUUGCUCGGAAAUGAUCUCUAUCUAUGGCAUUAGCAUUAAGAAUUUGGCAGCACAUGCCUAUAUGGAUCAAUCGCAUGUCUGUGCCGAGAUUGGCAAGUGUUUCGACACUGAGAAAUCCGCGCUAGCCUUUGCCAGAAUAACGGCUUAAGUAGCAACGCGACUUGUGAUGUGGGAUGAGCGUGCAGGAGCAUGACGGACGCGCUCUAUAAAUAAAAGCAUAUACUACAUUACUAUCUGAUAGCAUUCUUAAAUCCAUUGUGACUGUAAAUUAUCGAAAUCUAUGAACUUAACUGCUCUGCACUUUUUUGAUUUUUGUUUAUUUUCUAUAUGCGGUAAAUUCGUUUAAACCAAAUAUCGUGAUAAUUUUUAGAUAAAAACGAAACUCAAAUUGAUUGAUUUUUGUAAGUGCACGCGAACGGUCUUAAAAAAAAGAUAAACUAAACAUAAGCUGUAAUUAUACCGAACAUACAAUAUAUAAUUAUUAAAACAUA